Arabidopsis lyrata subsp. lyrata is the source of this 2577-nucleotide messenger RNA. RefSeq lists its product as uncharacterized. The transcript is spliced from 9 exons. Gene Ontology annotation, cellular component: chloroplast; cytoplasm; Golgi apparatus. The coding region runs from base 239 to 2170 and encodes 643 amino acids. The record is from RefSeq and is a predicted model, not a curated record. NCBI's taxonomy places the organism in Eukaryota, Viridiplantae, Streptophyta, Magnoliopsida, Brassicales, Brassicaceae.
CUUGAGAAAAACAGUAAAAACACUAACAAAACGCAAAAUCGAGUCUCAAACAAAUCUCAGUUUCCCACUUGAAUCUAAAAGAGAGGUAGAAGAGGAAACAACAAAACAAAACAAAAUUCGAUAAUUGAAGAAUUUGCAAAGAUAAGCAGAAAACUCAUAACAAUUUUGUUUUAUCUUCCUUCGUCUUCGUCUUCGUCUUCUUCGUAAAAAGAUAGCAACAAUCGAAGAAGAGCUUGAAAUGGGCCACCACCACGACGGUGGCGAUGGCGUCCCUCAACAUCAUGUCAACAGCCCUCGAUUUUCCGGUCCUAUGACCCGUCGUGCUCAAUCAUUCAAACGCGGCGGUUCCGGAGGUAGUAGCAGCAAUACUCACGUCGGUGAUGGCAACAACACUUCGACCUUGAGAGUUCAUCACGAGAUCGAUCUGCCGCUUAACUCACCUAGAUCAGAGAUUGUUUCUGGUUCUUCCGGUUCAGAUCCGAGCGGUGGAUUUGAUUCUGCUCUCAAUAGAAAGCAUCAGACGUAUGGUCAGUUGAGAGAGAGAGUUGUGAAAGGUUUGUUGAGGAAGCCCAUGGGAUCGGUUGUUUCGGAUUUUAGUUUGAGAGAGAGGAAGAAACUUGGCCAUUGGAUGUUUUUUGCCUUUUGUGGUGUUUGUUUGUUUUUGGGUGUUUUCAAGAUUUGUGCUACUGGCUGGCUUGGAUCUGCCAUUGAUGGUGCUGCUUCCCAUCAGGAUUUAUCCAACUCAAUUCCCCGAGUAAAUCUACUUGAUCAUAGCUCCCAUGAUUAUAUCUAUAAAGAUGGAGGGAAUGAUGUUGAUCCAACUUUGGUUAUGGUUGCUUCAGACGUUGUGGGUGACCAAAACAGUGUAGUUGAAUAUUCAGGUGUUUGGGCAAAACCUGAGAGUGGAAAUUUCUCGCAGUGCAUUGACAGUCCAAGGAGUCGCAAAAAGUUAGGUGUUAAUACGAAUGGCUACCUUCUCAUAAAUGCUAAUGGAGGACUAAACCAAAUGAGAUUUGGGAUAUGUGAUAUGGUUGCAGUUGCUAAAAUUAUGAAGGCAACUUUGGUUCUUCCCUCACUUGAUCACAGCUCAUAUUGGGCAGAUGACAGUGGCUUUAAGGAUCUAUUUGAUUGGCAACACUUCAUAGAGGAGUUGAAGGAUGAUAUUCACAUAGUUGAGAUGCUGCCAUCAGAAUUAGCCGGAAUUGAGCCUUUCGUUAAGACACCUAUAUCGUGGUCUAAGGUUGGUUACUACAAGAGAGAGGUCCUUCCAUUGUUGAAACAGCAUAUUGUAAUGUACUUAACUCACACUGAUUCUCGGCUCGCAAACAACGACCUGCCUGAUUCUGUACAAAAGCUUCGUUGCCGAGUAAAUUAUAGGGCACUUAAAUAUUCAGCUCCAAUAGAGGAACUGGGAAACGUUCUAGUUUCUAGAAUGAGGCAGAACAGAGGUCCAUACCUUGCUCUUCAUUUAAGGUAUGAGAAGGAUAUGCUGGCUUUCACAGGCUGCAGUCAUAGUUUGACAGCUGAAGAAGACGAAGAAUUACGGCAGAUGCGGUAUGAGGUUAGUCAUUGGAAGGAAAAAGAAAUAAAUGGAACAGAGAGAAGAUUGCAAGGUGGUUGUCCGUUGACUCCAAGGGAAACCUCGCUUUUACUAAGGGCUUUGGAAUUCCCAUCCAGCUCCCGGAUUUACCUCGUAGCUGGUGAAGCAUAUGGAAAUGGAAGCAUGGAUCCUCUCAACACAGACUUCCCCAACAUUUUCUCACAUUCAAUUCUUGCCACCAAAGAAGAGCUGAGUCCUUUUAAUAACCACCAGAAUAUGUUGGCUGGUUUAGAUUAUAUUGUUGCACUUCAGAGUGAGGUAUUUCUCUACACAUAUGAUGGGAACAUGGCAAAAGCGGUUCAAGGUCACAGGCGAUUCGAGGACUUCAAAAAAACAAUAAAUCCAGACAAGAUGAACUUUGUGAAACUUGUUGAUGCGUUGGAUGAGGGGAGAAUUUCAUGGAAAAAGUUCAGCUCCAAAGUGAAAAAGCUACAUAAAGACCGAAAUGGAGCUCCAUAUAACAGAGAGCCGGGAGAGUUCCCGAAGCUGGAAGAGAGUUUCUACUCAAAUCCUCUUCCCGGGUGUAUUUGCGAGAAUACAGAAGAAGAGGGUGUGAUGCGACGUACAUAAACAUGGAGAGAUGUUUCUGGUAAUAUUUUUUAGUAGCCUGAGAUUUACAGUUAGCAAAAAAAGAAGAAGGGAAUUGUGAUUUUUUGUGUCCUGAAGCUAGAGAGGGUGAUGAUUACCAAAGCUCAAUACUAGAAAAUGGUUUCAGAGACAGAUUAGAGAAGUACGGAGACAGUAUCUUACUGGAAUCGUUUAUAAGAAAGAAACUCCGCUCAAUUGUUCAUCAUCAGUCCAAUUUCUACUGAUAAAGCUCGGCUUCAGCUAUGCCAUGGAGAUUUGUUGAAGUGGGUAAACAAAAUAGGAUUCACAUUGUUUGUAACACUACAAUUGUCAUUUUUUCUUAACUCAGAACAACUCUUUUUGUUCUUUUCCACGCAUUAAUAACAUAGAAUAUAUAUUUCUGCAGAUAA